This is a messenger RNA of Colias croceus (clouded yellow), 2694 nucleotides long. Its product is annotated as tyrosine-protein kinase-like otk. Gene Ontology annotation, molecular function: transmembrane receptor protein tyrosine kinase activity; ATP binding. Gene Ontology annotation, cellular component: signaling receptor complex. Gene Ontology annotation, biological process: multicellular organism development; protein phosphorylation; positive regulation of kinase activity. The record is from RefSeq and is a predicted model, not a curated record. The transcript is spliced from 18 exons. The coding region runs from base 160 to 2193 and encodes 677 amino acids. Lineage: Eukaryota; Metazoa; Arthropoda; Insecta; Lepidoptera; Pieridae.
UUGCUAGCAAAAGCUGUGGAGUCUGGAAUCGGGUGCUCACUGUUUCUGCUUACAAAAUGCAACUUUCAAGCGUCUUCUAACAUAAAAAUGUCUAUCCAAGCACUAUAUUCGAUUGUUUGAUCUCGAAUGUGGAUGUUUUAUUCAGCAUAGUGUACAAAAAUGUGUUUAUACCGUGGUGUCUUAUUCGUUUUUCUGCUUUUAACCGGUUUCGACGCAUUUGCUAGCGCGAGUGAUGCAGCUCAUCAUUGUGCGCACAAGAUACAUGCUCAUAAGACGAGAAGACAUCGCGCGGCUACUGAUGGAGAGCUUCACUUCGAACCAGCGCCAUAUAACAAGAAAUUAGAGCUAAACGGAGUCGGCAAGAUACACUGUAAGGUGGCUGGUGGUGUCGCUCCCACGGUACAAUGGUUUUUGAACGACUCAGACGCGCUUCCCGAAGGCGUGACGUCAUCGAACGGCACGCUCCUCAUAGCGGAAGCGAAGCGGGAACACGCGGGACAGUACACUUGCAAGGCGGUGGAUGGCGAGAAGUCUAUUGUGGCCAAGAUCAGUGUGGAUGUUGUUGUGGCCCCGCGAGUACUAGAACCGUCGAACGGGCAACAGAUACACGUGCGUAUAGGCGACAACAUAUCGCUCAACUGUCGCGCCAUAGGCGACCCGCCGCCAACUGUGCACUGGGACAGGAACAGGACCAUAUUGAGUAGCCAGAAUGAAGACGUUGAGGUAGAAAAUGGAACAAACGCAUCCACCGCACGAAUACUUCUCCUAACCAACGGUACGUUACUAAUACGUAAUGUGACGGAACAAGACGCGUACCGAUAUGGAUGUACCGCGGGCAGCGCCGCGGGAUUGUCUAGAGCUGAAUUGGAGCUUAUUGUUCAUACAGAAAACGACCUCCCCCCACAAGAAUCGACAGGAGUGGCUGGCAAAGCGGUUCUCGUCUCCAUAUCCGUGGCUGCAGCAUACAUGGUGCUAGUGUUGGCCCUGAUGGUCUACUGCAGGAGAAGACGGCUCAAGAGACGGCAGCGGGGUGAGAAAGAAGAGUUGGAAAUGGUGGAAGGUCGAGAGAAGUUAGUAGAAGAAGGAGAAGAUAAGAAAGUGCCGCAAAAUGGAGUUCCCGUGCAUAAUGGCCGACUUUUGCAUGAGAGAGAUAGCGGCGCAGACGAUUCCGAGGUAUCGUGUAUGUCAAGAAUGUCAAAGAAAUCGGGGCGAUACGAUCAGUUGUCAAUACCAAAGUCUUUGAUCACGGAACAAAUUAUUUUGGGUCGUGGCGAAUUCGGUGACGUUUGGUUGGCGAAAAUAGAUUUGUUGCAAGUGAAGAAAUUGAGAAAUAAAGACGACAGUGACACGGAAGCUAAAAUCCGACCGAUUUUGGUUAAGGCGCUCAGUACUAAGGAUGAGACGCAAUUAGCGGAAUUCCGCAGACAACUAGAGUUAUUCCGUAAUGUCCGACACGAGAAUAUUUCUCGUAUUUUCGGUUUAUGCAAUGAAUCGGAACCGCACUAUAUGGUGUUGGAACAUACAGACUGGGGUGAUCUAAAAACGUUCCUAAUCGCAACUCGUACGGACGAAGAGAACGCGGAGUACGUAGCGCGAGUGGGCUCGUCCCACGCGUUGCCCAAACCGGCCCACGCUGUCCCACCGUUGGGACACUUGCACCGGGCAGUUCUGGGACAGCAACUAGCCAGCGCGGGUAGCAAGAUAGCCAGCAAGCGGGCUACGCAUCGUGAUAUAUCGGCUCGGAAUUGUCUGAUCACAUCGCAGUUGCAACUCAAGCUAUCUUUCCCAGCUUUAUCUCGAGGGCCACAUUCACAGGAAUACUAUAAGAUGCACGAUCAGGUGAUACCGUUACGUUGGUUGCCGCCAGAGUCCGUUCUAGAAGGGGACUAUUCCUCUAAAUCUGAUGCUUAUAUGUUCGCUGCUACUAUAUGGGAGAUUUACACCAAAGCGGAGUUGCCAUUCGCAAAAUUGAACGAUAACUCAGUGCUAGAGAGAAUCAAAAAUGGUUCCCUCGAAUGGACGGUCCCGGAUUCGAUGCCCGACAAAUUGGGAGCGCUGCUUAAACGUUGCUGGAACAAAGUACCGACGGACAGGCCUCAAUUUACGGAAAUAUUCGAAGAAAUGACGAAUGUAGUUCAAGAAAUAACCGCGGAAAAUGGAUCGCAACAUUCAAAGAGCGAUUUGAACGAAUGAACGGUUAAGUUACAGUGACCGGUGACGAGAAAUGGAUGGGUAACCGGAGUUUCUAAAUAAAUAUUACAUUUUAUAAGUAUUUAGAAUGUCACGUAUAGGAAGUUGAAUUUGCACUCGAUUAUAUUUGUCAAUUGUAAAUAUCGAUAUGGUUAAGCAACGUUACGCGCGGUCAGGUUGUGGAUGGGUGACCGACGCGUAGAAACAAUUGUAACUUGGAGAGAUUAAAAUUAGAUUGCAUAGAAUAUGUAUGUCGCACAUGUUACUUUUUGACGUUCUCUACCAGACAAUACUGUGUGCAAUGGAGAUAUUUUAAGUUUUUAAUAACUUAGUUUGAGAUAAUAUCUAAAUUAGAUUCCAUAUAAAAUGUAUGUUACACUUAUCACGUCUUGUUGGCAAUCUCUACCAGACAAGAUAGUAAGUGAAAUGGAGAUAUUUUAGUUUAUAAAUAACUUGGUUAAGCUAUUUUACAUCAAGUCCAAAGUCUGAUAGGUGACCGCGUUU